Messenger RNA from Armigeres subalbatus, 6421 nucleotides. RefSeq names its product collagen alpha-1(IV) chain (gene vkg). Gene Ontology annotation, biological process: extracellular matrix organization. Gene Ontology annotation, molecular function: extracellular matrix structural constituent conferring tensile strength. Gene Ontology annotation, cellular component: collagen trimer. The transcript has 7 exons. Bases 455 to 5875 code for a protein of 1806 amino acids. The record is from RefSeq and is a predicted model, not a curated record. NCBI's taxonomy places the organism in Eukaryota, Metazoa, Arthropoda, Insecta, Diptera, Culicidae.
GUAUCGCUUCGAACGUUCAGAACAUUCGAUGGUGCAUCGGAUUCCCGACGGACGGCUAUUCGCUCGCAUCUGGAACAGCGCCUCCGUCGUCGACACGUCGUAGUCGCAGUCGAGCCCGGAACAGGAACAACAUCCCUGCCGCGUGUCAGGACUUUCGAAAUUUUUGCCGACCGUACAGAGUACAAAGCUUGCUUUCCCAGCGCCUGAUCGUUGCGGUGCUUUUCUCUUGAUUCAAUUUAUUCCACGUAAAUUAAGUGAUAUUUUAGAGAGUAAGAAAGGACCCAGUCAAGUGUGCGCGGGAGACGGAGGCGCGAAGUAGUGUAAAGAUCGGGAAAUUAAUUAACGGAAAAUGGUUGAAUGAGCAACGAUCACGAAAGUUGAUACCGCACAAAGCGAGCGAAAUUAAACCAGUUUCGAAUUUUAUUUUGUAUCGGGGUGAUAUUAAUCUUCUACAAUGUUAAAACCCGCGGGCCCAAAAGCGAUGGGCCUGGGGAAACGGAUUAUGCGUGCGGUACGACCCGGUCGAAAGUCGGUUUCAUCCUGGGUGCUAGUGAUAGUGCUUGGUGUGUUGCAGUUAGUUGAUCCUUCGGAUGCAGUGGUUUGUAACCGAACGGCUUGUGACUGCAAAGGCCUCAAAGGAGCGCUCGGUCAAAUUGGACCCCAUGGUGUUCCCGGAGCAGCCGGCUUACCCGGAGAUUUCGGCCCCGACGGUCCACCAGGUUACUUAGGCGACAGAGGCCCACGUGGCGAAUAUGGCCCCAUGGGAGAGACGGGCUACAGAGGGGACUCCGGCGAGCGAGGACCAGUUGGAUAUCCAGGCAUUCCAGGUUUGCCCGGUGAUGAUGGACCUCGAGGUCCUCGAGGUAUUGAUGGGUGCAACGGAACCGAUGGUGCUAUGGGUAUUCCUGGGUUGCCUGGUUGGCCUGGAGAUCGUGGUCAACCAGGAUUGCAAGGACCUGCAGGUUUUCGUGGUGAUUCUGGCGAAGGUGGUAUCAAUUCUAAGGGAACAAAAGGAGCAAUGGGAGAGCCUGGAAUUCCGGGUCCAAAAGGCCCUCUUGGUUUCAAAGGACCCCUUGGACUUCGAGGAUAUGAUGGAGAUAACGGAAUCGAUGGAGGUACUGGUUACAAAGGAGAUUUAGGAGACGUAGGCGAAACAUCAAUUGCAUUUUGCCCUGGAGAACCAGGUGAACUCGGUGAGCCUUAUCACUAUUUUUCCAGUAAAAAUUCUUCGGUGUUACAUGGUAUCAAGGGUGUAAGAGGCGAUCGUGGAAUGGAUGGUCUCAAUGGAUUGCCAGGAAGAAAAGGUGAAGCUGGACCAUACGGAGAACGAGGUUUAAAAGGUUUCAAAGGUGAAGAAGGCAAUGUUGGAGAUCGUGGAAAACAAGGUAAAGAUGGUCCACCGGGUCCUGCAGGAGAUAAGGGAGAAAAAGGUGCUCCUGGGUAUGCUGGAUGGGAUGGAGAAGUCGGAGAUAAAGGUGAACUAGGAGACGAAGGUAUCUCUGGUAUUCCAGGACCACAGGGUGUAAGGGGCCCACCUGGAGUGUACGAUCCUACUCUAGCACCUAUCAUUGUUGGUCCUGUAGGGCCACAGGGAGAUGUUGGACCACAUGGAAAUCAAGGAUUAGCUGGCAUACCAGGUGAUCCUGGUAAGCGGGGAAUGAUGGGAAUCCAAGGGCCUUCGGGUGAUCCAGGUAUAGAAGGAGCACGUGGAAAAACAGGCUCCACGAUAACAGGGCAACGAGGUGAUGAUGGUGAAAGUGGGCCUCGCGGUUUAGCUGGAAUUAGAGGCAUUUCAGGUCCACCGGGACCUACAGGUCCAAAGGGUUACCCAGGAAGAAACCUUCAAGGAGAGAAAGGUGAACCGGGCUUACCGGGUCUUAACGGCGAAUUCGGAGAAAAGGGAGAACAAGGUGAACUUGGCGAAACAGGAGACAAAGGUUUACCAGGAAUUGGUUACAACAUAACUGGACCACCUGGACCCGAUGGCAUUCCCGGAUUGCCAGGACCUGUAGGAGAUGCUGGAUGGAACGAAUUUGCCGGACAAAAAGGAGACAAAGGCUUCCGCGGUGAAGAUUGUGGUGUUUGUUCUCCAGGCCCCCGUGGACUGAAAGGUGAUGGUGGUGAUAUCGGACGUCCUGGCUGGGAAGGCUUUGAUGGAAAUCGAGGUCUACCUGGUCCCAGAGGACCGAAAGGAGCCGCUGGAAAAGUUGGAAUAAAAGGAAUUCAAGGAUUGAAGGGUAAUGACGGUGAGGACGGUGAACCUGGAUGGCGUGGCGCAAAAGGUCAAAAAGGAAUUAGGCAUAUCAUUGGCAGCAUUGUCAAAAUAUUCGGCGACAAAGGUGAAAAGGGUACUCGAGGUGAUCAAGGAGAAAAAGGAGAUACAGGACUUUAUGGAUAUCCUGGAUUUAUGGGUGAACCUGGCGAGCCUGGUGAGCUUGGUGAUGAUGGAAAUCCUGGCUAUAGAGGACGUGAUGGUGCGCCAGGGUUGCCCGGUCGUGACGGUGUCCAUGGCAGAGAUGCUGUGUUCAAUCAAUACACCGUGUGGUCUUUGCGAGGUACUCCAGGAGGACCAGGUGACAGAGGGGUAAAAGGUGAACCAGGUGACCAAGGAAACCGCGGAGAACCGGGUGCUGAGGCAGAAUUCUAUGCAGAAGCUGGUGAUAAGGGUGUUCGAGGAGAACCAGGAGACGAAGGAUUCCAAGGCGAAAAAGGUUACAGAGGAGAAAUUGGCGAAGAAGGCUCACGUGGAUUCGAUGGGUUACCUGGUUUCCAGGGUGAUACCAUUCAAGGCCAAAUGGGUUACAAAGGUUACUUUGGUAUGCCUGGCGACCAUGGCUUGCAAGGUGAGGAAGGUAAACCUGGUAUGCCUGGCGUUGAUGGUCCUGCUGGGUUACCUGGUUUGAAAGGUCAACGUGGUGAUCCGGGAAGAGCUGUCUUAUUUGGAGAAAUGGGAGAAGAAGGUGAAGCCGGCUAUUUCGGAGAAUUUGGCGAUAAAGGUUACAGAGGACCAGAUGGAUAUCGAGGAUCACCAGGCAUAGUUGGACCCAAAGGCGAAAAGGGUAAUGAUGGAUUAGUAGGACGAGUUGGUCUACCUGGUAACAAAGGUAUGUUCGGUGACGUAAUUUAUGGAGAUAGAGGGGCACCAGGAGCUCCUGGAACUCCAGGAAGCUCUGCUCCUUAUGGAGAUAAAGGCGAGCGUGGUGAAUCUGGAAAUGAAGGUCCACAAGGCCCUAAGGGAGAAGUAGGUGAUAUUGGCCGAGAUGGACUUCCAGGAUACUCCGGUGACGAUGGAGAGCCAGGUGACUUUGGUCAACGUGGACUUAACGGGUAUAUGGGUGAAGAAGGAUUCCAAGGUGAACGCGGUGAAAUCGGAGACCAAGGUAAUCCCGGUAUUACCGGUCGUCGAGGUUACCCAGGUGUGAGAGGAGAAAAGGGUGAAUUUGGUGAUGAUGGUGAUAUUGGCUUCGCUGGUAGACCUGGUCGUAAUGGUACUAAAGGUGGACGAGGUGACUUGGGAUUGCCUGGAGAAAGAGGGCUCAAAGGUGCCCCAUCAUUUAGUGGAUUAAAAGGAGAUGUUGGUAUAUAUGGUUUACAUGGACCACCCGGCUUAGAUGGGGCUGUAGGAUUGCCUGGAUUGAAGGGUGAAGAAGGAGCGGCUGGCGUAGUAAUUGAUGGUUAUCCCGGCUUAAAAGGUCCAAAAGGAGCUCCAGGAUAUAAUGGGUUACCUGGAAGGCCUGGCUCGAAGGGUGAACGAGGUGACGAAGGCACUCUGGGACAAAAAGGUAUCCAAGGUGAUAAAGGACGAGAUGGAUUCGCAGGAAUCCCUGGCAGACGAGGUAAAGAUGGUCCUCGAGGAUUGCCAGGACCUCGAGGUCUGUUUGGAAGCAGAGGUGAACAAGGUGAAGAAGGAGAAGUAGGAUAUUUUGGAUUCGUUGGUGAAAAGGGAGAGCGUGGAGACGUUGGGCGGAUUGGUUCAUCUGGAUUGCAAGGUCUUCAAGGAGAGCAAGGUUAUCCAGGUUUACCUGGAGAGCUGUUUUAUAAAACACCGGAAAAAGGAGAUCGAGGUGAAACAGGAUAUGUUGGAUUGGAAGGUAUGCCGGGCUUCCCUGGUCUUAAAGGUCGCCAGGGUUACCCAGGUGAGAAAGGAGAUCCAGGUCUACAAGGUGAGCCAGGUUUUGCUGGUAGGAAUGGUUUGGAUGGUCUCAAAGGACAACAAGGAGAACUGGGUUACAAAGGACCGAGAGGCACGUUGGUUACUCCUCCAGAAAAGGGUGAUCAAGGUGACUCUGGCUAUGAUGGAUUCCCAGGGCGCUUUGGAAUCCGAGGAAGUAAAGGGGCUCCCGGCGAUUAUGGAGACGAUGGUCCACCAGGUCCAAGAGGCAUGAUUGGAUUUGUGAGUGGUUCAUUCAAAGGCCGUAAAGGAGAAAUUGGCUUUGAAGGUGCGCCUGGUAUGGAUGGUUUACUUGGGUUACCUGGACCACCAGGCCCCUUAGGAUCUCCAGGUGAUAAGGGAUUACCUGGAAGCAUUGGUCUGUCUAUACGUGGAAUUAAAGGAGAACAAGGAGAAGAUGGAUUGAUUGGUCUUGAUGGCAUGCCCGGUCCACAAGGUUUCAUUGGAGAUGUUGGUCCGUUGGGACGUCCAGGUCUCCGUGGUUUACCCGGAAUUAAAGGAGAAUUUGGAGAAAUAGGAGAAGAAGGUUAUUUUGGCCGACUAGGGCUUAAAGGCGUAAAAGGAGAACGAGGAGAUCCUAUUGUACUUGAUAACUGGAGGCCAAACCAACCCGGUGACCGUGGUGCAUCAGGUAAUAAAGGUACUCCUGGUGAUGAAGGUGAUAUGGGACCUCUAGGAUAUCCAGGGCUGAUUGGUCUUAAGGGAGAAAGAGGUCUACAAGGUGCUGUCGGUGAAGAGGGGCAAAUCGGAUUCAAAGGAGAAGCGGGAUUCCAAGGGGCUCCAGGUCGCGACGGUCUGGAUGGUUUUCCGGGAUCGCGUGGAGAAUAUGGUGACCCUGCUCCACCCCCACCACCAGCAAAGAGCCGAGGAUAUAUAUUUACUAAGCAUUCACAGUCGGUGCAUAUUCCGGAGUGCCCUCUAAAUACUGCUAAAUUAUGGGACGGCUACUCUCUGGUUAGUGUUAUCGGAAGCAGUAGAACUGUGGGGCAGGAUUUGGGAUCGGCUGGGUCGUGUUUGCGGAAGUUCAGCACUAUGCCGUAUAUGUUCUGCGACGUAAACAAUGUGUGUAACUACGCAGCGAACAAUGAUGACAGUAUAUGGUUGGCGUCUCCCGAACCCAUGCCAAUGUCUAUGGCACCGAUGAAAGCCCGCGAAGUCGAAAAAUAUAUUUCGAGAUGUGCUGUUUGUGAGACAACAACUCGAGUGAUUUCAAUUCACAGUCAAACGAUGGCUAUUCCAGAUUGUCCAGGAGGCUGGGAAGAAUUGUGGAUAGGUUACAGCUAUGUGAUGCACACAACUGAUAAUAGCGGUGGCUUCGGUAUGGAUUUGACUUCUCCAGGAUCAUGUCUGGAGGAGUUCCGUGCGCAACCGGUGAUCGAAUGUCACGGUCAUGGAACGUGCAACUUCUAUGACGGAAUCACAUCAUUCUGGUUGACGAUUAUUGAAAAUGGAGAAGAAUUCAACCAGCCGAAACAGCGAACGCUCAAGGCUGAUCAAACCAGCAUGAUAAGCCGGUGCAUCGUUUGCCGCCGAAAGGCCGGAUUCUUACGAGUGCUUUCGGAAGGUUCAAUCGGAGCAUCUGCUCUACGGCGUCCGGAUAUCGCCACGGUUCCGAAGCCUUAUUAUCCACCUCCUCCUCCAGCGCAACCACCCAGACGACGAGUGAGACCAGGAGGCCGUUUGCGAAACCGACAUCAGGGCUAGAUUGUUUUCUAUAAAUUUAGUCACUAGAGAAGAACUUUACGUCAAUAGCUAUCAACAACGAAUUUAGUGCUGUUAUUUGUGCCAUUGUUGUUCGUCUCGAUCGCAUCUACUGCCUCAUAGCAAAUUUCAUUGGUUUGCUCAACAAAUACUACCAGCACAACAGCGAUAUUUAUGAAAUUUUAACGAAUAGCACUACCCUUUAACACCCGAAACUAUUAAUGUCUACGUAAUAAUAUGAACUAUGCUAAGAUAAUGCGAUACCAAAAAUAAAGGGGAAAAAGUACGUUUUCAGGUUAAGUCACUUUGCUAAAAUGCUUAAGUUAACCCGUUAAAUUAGUUUCAUUGUACAUUUUGUUAUUGAACUGCCAAAAGUGUAUUUAACGUUAAGGUAUACUCAUCCGCCAACUUUCCAAGUGACUUUUGAUCAUUCUUUACUCUUUAGUGUAUACAGCACCAAUUUACCAGUUCACUGGGAAGUUCGUUCUUUAGCAGCAGUAAACGAUUGAAGUGUAAAUGUGAGAUAUACGAAUAAAUUUUCGAAACUAA